Sciurus carolinensis (gray squirrel) is the source of this 942-nucleotide messenger RNA. Its product is annotated as vomeronasal type-1 receptor 90-like. Gene Ontology annotation, biological process: G protein-coupled receptor signaling pathway. Gene Ontology annotation, cellular component: membrane. NCBI's taxonomy places the organism in Eukaryota, Metazoa, Chordata, Mammalia, Rodentia, Sciuridae. The record is from RefSeq and is a predicted model, not a curated record. Gene Ontology annotation, molecular function: pheromone receptor activity. Bases 1 to 942 code for a protein of 313 amino acids. The transcript has a single exon.
AUGAAAAAGACCAACCAACUAUAUGAUCUUAUUAGUAUGAGAAAUGCACUUUUCUCUGAAGUUGUCAUUGGGGUCUCAGCCAACAUCAUCCUUCUUCUCUUCCACAUCUUCAGGUUUCUUCUCCAGCACAAGCUGAAGCCCACUGACUUGAUCAUUGGACUCUUGGCUCUAAUCCACAUAGGGUUGCUGAUAAUUAUUGGGCACACUGCUACAAAUAUUUUUGUGCCUCAGGUCUUUUUGGAUAACAACAAAUGUAAAUCAUUGAUCUAUUUGUACAGGUGUUUGAGGGACUUCUCCAUUUGUGCCACCUGCCUGCUGAGUGUCCUCCAGGCAAUCACCUUCAGUCCCAGGAGCUCCUGCUUGGCAAAGUUCAAACAUAAGUCCCCACAUCAGAGUCUGUGUUCCCUUGUGUUCCUGUGGGUGCUCUACAUGUCCCUGAGUCCUCACUUCUCAAUCUCUCCUACUGUGAUCCCCAAUGUGACCUCACGUGGUCUUGUAAUUAUUACUGAAUACUGCACAAUUUUACCACUGAGUUACUUCCUCAGGCAUUUAUUUUAUGUAUUAGGUGUAUUCUGGGAUGGCUUUCUUAUAGGGCUCAUGGCUCUCUCAAGUGGGUACAUGGUGACCCUCUUGUGCAGGCAUAAGAAGCACUUCCAGAAACUUCAUAUCACCAGUGUUUCUCCCAGAGCAAACCCUGUACAGAGGGCCACCAGGACCAUCCUGCUGCUCAUGAGUUUCUUCAUGCUCAUGUACUGUUUGGACUGCAUCUUUUCUUCCUUAAGGCCUAUGUGGAACAAUGACCAUGUUUGUCAAUUUAUCAAGAUGAUGGUGGCUAAUGGCUAUGCCACAACCAGUCCUUUGUUGCUAAUCUGUACUGAAAAACAAAUUAUUAACUUCUUCAAAUCCUUUUUGGGAAAGACAAAACAUGUUUUACUAGAGUGA